Messenger RNA from Neltuma alba, 1282 nucleotides. RefSeq names its product short-chain dehydrogenase TIC 32, chloroplastic. The transcript has 8 exons. The record is from RefSeq and is a predicted model, not a curated record. Lineage: Eukaryota; Viridiplantae; Streptophyta; Magnoliopsida; Fabales; Fabaceae. The coding region runs from base 29 to 1066 and encodes 345 amino acids.
UUGUAAGGUGUUGAGUUUCAAUUCUGAAAUGCUUUUCCUUUGUGGUCGUAAGAGAGCGAAAGCAAGCAAAGGCAUGAAGGCCACGCUGAGAUACUUAGCAGGAAUGGCAGGGCCUAGUGGUUAUGGCUCAAAUUCAACAGCCGAGCAAGUCACUGAAGAUUGUUCUUGCUUUCUCUCUUCUCAGCUAACUGCUCUCAUCACAGGUGGGACUUCUGGGAUCGGAGCUGAAACGGCAAGAGUUUUGGCUAAGAGAGGAGUGAGAUUAGUGAUCGGUGCGAGGGACUUGAAGAAGGCGAGAGAAGUGAGACAGAAUAUCCAGAAAGAAACUCCAAACGCUGAGAUUAUAGUGUUGGAAGUCGAUCUCAGUUCUUUCGCUUCUGUACAGAGAUUUUGUUCUGAGUUUUUGGCUCUACAACUUCCCCUCAAUAUCCUCAUAAACAAUGCUGGAAUAUUCUCUCAGAACUUGGAGUUCUCCGAAGAGAAAAUUGAGAUGACAUUUGCCACCAAUUACUUGGGACAUUUUUUGUUGACAGAAAUGCUGCUAGAGAAAAUGAUAGAAACAGCAGAGAAGAGUGGGAUUGAAGGAAGGAUCAUAAAUGUGUCCUCUGUCAUCCAUAACUGGGUGAAGAGAGAAGCCUUUCGUUUCCACGACAUGCUCAAUGGAACAAAAUAUAAUGGCACACGCGCAUAUUCUCAAUCAAAGUUGGCCAAUAUUUUGCAUGCCAAGGAAUUGGCCAGACAGCUUAAGGCAAGGAAUGCAAAAGUAACAGUGAAUGCAGUUCAUCCGGGGAUUGUGAAGACAGGAAUUAUCAGAGCUCAUAAAGGCCUAAUAACAGAUUCCCUGUUCUUCAUUGCAUCCAAGUUGCUCAAAACAACAUCCCAGGGCGCAGCAACAACGUGUUACGUUGCAGUGAGUGCACAAACACAAGGAUUGAGUGGGAAAUACUUCGCAGAUUGUAAUGAGAGUACCUGCUCAAGUCUGGCAAACGACGAAUUUGAAGCCCAGAAACUAUGGAACAACACUCGAGCUUUGCUUCAUAAAAGACUGCGUCAGGCUUCUUCUUGAAUGCCUUUAAUUUCUUCAAACACCCACCCUUGUGUAUAUACAUAAAAAUAUAAACACUGUCUACUUACCGCUAUAGGACUAUUACAUUACUAGUCAAACCUCCAGGCAUGUUAUAAUGAAGGCAAUUCCAGGUGUAGCUUCACAGUAUUGAAUUACUUUCUCAAAUAAAACUGCAUACAGAGUUAAAUGUACUCUCACUCCCAUUUCUCCUUGCAA